AUGCCAGCAAUGGAAUUGGAUUCGGAAGCGUUUGUGGAGGUGGAUCCGAGCGGCAGAUCUCAAUUGCAGCAACGUCUUCAUCAAUGGCAAUAUCAGCGAGUUGGUAAGAGCCAUUAUGCACAUUCAAUACUGGGGACACCUGAAUUCAUGGCUCCUGAGCUGUACGAGGAGGAUUACACGGAACUGAAUUUACAAGAAGGUGACAUUGAGAAAAAGCCCUUCAUCGAGGCGUUGAGCCAACUAUUUUUCUCUACAGAACCAGAUAAUUUCUGCCUCAUUCAUGUUAGCCUUGUACCAGUUCUUGGUGUUGUUGGGGAACAGAAAACUAAGCCUACACAUCACAAUGUCCGGGAACUGCGAGCUUUAGGCCUAACCCCUCACUUUUUAGCAUGUCGUUCAGCUCAGCCAUUGUUGGAAAACACAAAGCAGAAACUCUCACAAUUUUGUCAUGUACCUGCUACCAACAUUCUUAAUAUACAUGAAACAGCCAGAACUACUACGGUGAAGAUUACAAUGGUUGGGAAAUAUGUUGGCGUAACUGACUCCUAUUUGUCUGUUGUUAAGGUUGAUGAAGAUGACUAUUAUCAUUGGAGAUUCAAGAAAGGGAAUAUCUUGAAAUUUUCGCAUGAUUAUGUUGCCACAAAAUCACAAUUAGCUUAA
Lactuca saligna is the source of this 660-nucleotide messenger RNA. The record is from the annotation of a GenBank genome assembly. Lineage: Eukaryota; Viridiplantae; Streptophyta; Magnoliopsida; Asterales; Asteraceae.